AUGUCUACAGCAGCUCACAUUCUCAACUACUUAAACCCCAUCGAACUUUGCCUUUCUCCGAAAGCAUGGGUAUUCCUGGUACCGGCCCUUUUUCUUGCCUAUCACUCCGCGCGGGAGCGUCUAUUUUUGAGAAGGCGUGGCGGCCUUCCCUUACCUCCAGGGCCUCCAGGUCUACUGAUGUUGGGUAGCAUUCUAAGCAUUAACUUCUCUCAGCCAUACCUAACCUUUUCGGAGUGGAAAGCACGCUACGGGGACAUCGUCUACUGCUCUCUGGUAGGUACACCAGCUGUCAUUAUUAACUCAGAACGCGUUGCGCGAGAAUUGAUCGAGAAACGGUCCCAAAUAUAUUCCGACCGCCCCCGCAUGUCAAACGAUGCUUACCUCGGCGUCGCUUCUUAUACAUCACAACUACCAUACGGUGCUGAAUGGAAGGUACAUUCGAGGAUGUUGCAAAAAAUCCUGAAACCGGAAGCGGUAAAGACCCGCCACAGCUCUCACAUAUACCAAAGCCAUCAGCUUCUCGCAAGUCUAUACAAGGAUCCUAAAAGUUGGGAUGAACACCUACGCCAAACGACCGCAGCCAGCGUUAUCAAACUGACAUAUGGCUACGAGAUUAAAGCAGAAGCUGAUCCCUUCUGUCAACCAAUGAUCGAAUUUAUAGACCUGCUGAGAAUUUCUAUGAACCCUUUUCGAGCUGUGAUUUUCUCGGCAUUCCCGCUACUCCAAAAGGUCCCUCUUUGGGUUCCGGGAACGUACUGGCAGAGAGAUGCUCAGCAAACCAGACAGCUCGCAUAUCGUAAUCGGGACCAGCCCUUUGACUGGGUGCUGAACCAGAUUGUGCGUACCACACCACCUAGCUCAUUGGUGUCAGAGCUACUUCAUGAAGAAGAUAGCGGAAUCGAUGACGAGGGCCGUUUAUACGCUAUCAAAAAUGCUGCUGGAUCGAUGUUUACAGCGGGUUUCGAAACGACAUAUACCACCUUAUUGGCGUUUUUCCUGACAAUGGCCAUUCACCCAGAAGUUCAGAUUCGGGCACAAUCGGAAAUGGACGUGCGCCUCGGCAAGGGAGUUUUACCCUCAUUUGAAGACAGGGACAAAUUACCCUAUGUUGAUGCGAUUUUACGGGAGAUAAUGAGAAUGUAUGUAAUGUUGCCCUUAGCGUUGCCGCAUGCAACUACCAGUGACGACAUCUACGAGGGAUACUUUAUCCCCAAAGGUAAGUUGAUGUUACGCGAAGACCCCAGGUGGACAAAUCCAGAGGUGUUUGACCCGUCUCGGCACCUCACCACGUCCGGGAAUCUCGUCUCAAAAGUAGGUACGGAGAUCUCGGGAAGUCCAGCGUUUGGAUUCGGGCGACGUAAGUGUCCUGGGAGAUUUGUUGCAGAAAACACUUUAUGGGCAGCCGUUGCUUCAGCCCUUGCAGCGUUCAAAAUCUUCCCUGCUGACGAAGGGAGGAAGCGUGGAGGGGUGGAGUUUAGAGAAGGCGUCGCGCGUGUACCUAUCUCAUUCCCUUGCGUUUUCGAGCCUAGAGAAGGUUACCGUAGUGUGUUGGCGGACUUGUAA
Coniophora puteana RWD-64-598 SS2 is the source of this 1563-nucleotide messenger RNA. RefSeq names its product cytochrome P450. Gene Ontology annotation, molecular function: oxidoreductase activity, acting on paired donors, with incorporation or reduction of molecular oxygen; heme binding; monooxygenase activity. Bases 1 to 1563 code for a protein of 520 amino acids. Lineage: Eukaryota; Fungi; Basidiomycota; Agaricomycetes; Boletales; Coniophoraceae. The record is from RefSeq and is a predicted model, not a curated record. The transcript has 10 exons.